Apaloderma vittatum (bar-tailed trogon) is the source of this 485-nucleotide messenger RNA. Its product is annotated as synaptosomal-associated protein 47-like. The annotation marks the transcript as partial. The record is from RefSeq and is a predicted model, not a curated record. The transcript has a single exon. Lineage: Eukaryota; Metazoa; Chordata; Aves; Trogoniformes; Trogonidae.
GUUGUUGACUGAGCUCGAAUCUCCUUCUUGGUGGCCGUUUAGCAGCAAGCUCUGGAAAGCGCCCUCGGAAGCCAAGCCAAAGGAAACUGCCACAGUUUCCGAUUCGAAGAACCAGGAAGGAAUCAUAAUUAGAAUUCCAGUUAUUAUCACCCACAGAACAGACUCAAAUGUCAAGCCAGGAAAACUCACGCUCUUUCCUUCUGGCCUGGAAAUCGGUGACUGCAAUUCUCAGGUCAUCCACCGGUUCGAAUCAAAGGAUGUGGAUGAUAUCAGAGUUCACACGCCGUAUGAAAUCAGCGUCCGUCAGAGAUUUAUCGGGAAGCCCGACACCUCUUACCGGCUCUUGUCAGCAAAGAUGCCGGAAGCGAUCCCCAUUUUGGAGAUGCAGUUUAGUAAGAAGAUGCAGUUUUUAGAAGAUGCCCUGGGAUUUGUCGGCGCCAGGAAGUCUCCUCAGGUAGAUUUGGGCACCUCCAUUUGGCAAGCAG